AUGCCCAAAUCCAGCUCCAGUCGUUCAAAGCGCGACUCCGAGGGCAGGGCCGAUCGUCGACGUGACACCGACGACGGCUCCUCAAAGCGCUCCCGCGCAGAUUCCGACGCCGGUACGUCGUCUCGCCGCAAAUCGAAUCCACGCGACGAUGACAUUCACGACGGCGAAUUCUUACCUUCUUCAACGAGUUACUCGUCUACUUCUCGCAGCCCGCAUCCUGGUGUAGCAGCGCCCUCCUUAGCUUCAAGCUACGUCUCGGCGCAGACAACAAACAAUAACAACGGGACGGUCCGUCCAGCCGAACUGAUACGCAACGAAAGCAUGGCGGACACUGCCGAAAUGCGCAGAGAAAGAGAAUUGAGAAGAGAAAGAAAAGCCGAGAAGAGAAGCAAUAGAAAUGGUGUUGUUGACGGCACCGAUGACCUUCCCAGGAAUGUGGAGAACGACCGUGAUCAAGAACGCCGCAACUACAGCAAGGAAACGUCCCGAGGCUACAAUAAUGACGAGGCCACCCUCCCGGACGACCGAGCUCGAGGACAAGAGCCUGCGCGGUACACCGGGACAGAUCGACCGCCACGAGGACAGGCCUCCUCAUACUACGGUGACGAUGGCCAGUCUGUUGCAUACCAGCCAGGCGUGCGCCCAGAUGCUCCGAGCGUCGUUUACUCCGCCGAACAGGCACAUCUGAUGGAGCCGACGACCAAGCCGAAUCCACCCCCAGAGCCGAGCAGUAUGGGACAGACUGGCGCUGCAGCAACCUAUUUUGGAACCGGCGCAUACGAGACUACCUCCACGCCAUCAAGGUCAGACAACAAGACCAAGUCAAGAUCAGACAAGCGCAAUGGUCGGGAUUCUGAGUCGCGUGGAGACGCGCGUGCCCGCACAGGUCACGCAGCAGAAUACUUCUCUGGCGCUCCAAUAUCUGCUGGCCAGCCGUACCGCACUGAAUCUCCUGAAUCCUUUGUUGGGACAUCACGGCCGCAGGGCCAGCAAUAUGGUACUGGACAGACUGAUUACCAGUCGCAAGGGUUUGCCAAUGCCGCUGGCUUCGCUGGCAGUGCGGCUGCUGUCUACGCGGCCGGUAAGGCACACGAUCGUCCUCAGAACCAUGAUUCUCAGCCCGAUCCCGGUUUUCGGCUUGGCCAGAACCAAUCCGCAUUCCCCCAGAUGCAGGAUCAGUAUCGACAGAAACGAAAGGGCCCUCUCAGUAAGCUGGCGAAUUUCUUUAAGGACCCUGAGGGUGUUGCGCGAUUUGAGCAGUACAGCGAAGCUGUUGGAGUCUGCAAGUACUGCUUUGAUCCGAACAGCUCGCCGAUGGAUGCGCCCAGAAAGCACCAUUAUCACGGACGUCGAAAUUCGUCGAAGCGACGCUAUGACGCUGCUGGCCGUGUUGAGAAGGGCUAUCGCUACUCAUCUUCAUCUGACGACGAGCGAAAACGCAAGUCGGGUAUGGGCCAGGUCAUUGCUGGUGGUCUUGCGGGCGUGGGCGCUGCUAAAAUAGGGCAGGCUCUAUACGACCGCAAGCAUGACUUCGAUGACACGUAUUCAGUCAAGACAGGCCAGCCUUAUUCAUCCCACCCAGCCAACCGCAGUCGUGUCAGCUUUCAAGAAGAUGUUGCCACUAGUUCGCGCGGCUUGAGUCUCUCAAAAGAGGAGGAUCGAUCCAAAGGUCGCAGCUCAAGGAGAAAGGAUGAGAAGCGUCGGUCUCGACGACGGAACUCCUCCUCUAGCUCAUCCUCAAACGGCAUUUCAAAGACAGCGGCGCUCGGCUUAGGUACUGCUGGCAUUGCAGCUGGACUUGCAGCCUCUUCUCGACCUCGAAGCCGUUCUCCCUCGAAGAGGAAAGGCUACUACUCAAAGCGGAUCUCUCCAAAGCACUCGUAUGUUGAUCUCAACGACACAAGUGCUGGCACCUUCGGCUUCAACCAGUUCAGGAGUCCAUCACAGAAUGACAAGAAAGGAAAGCGAGCUAAAGGAUUCUUCAACUUCUCCAAUUCGUCAGGCUCGUCCUCCGAUGCUGAUCUUGCAUUCGGACAGGGCACAGUCCGGCGCAAAGACAGCAGAAGGUUUAAGCGCAAGAAUAGCUCUGAGUUCAACAUAGGCACGGCAGCCGCUCUGACAGCAGCGGGCAUGGCUUUGGCAUCCGAAUCCGACAGUCGAGGCAAAGGUAAAUCUUCUCGGUACGCUGAUGUUUAUAGGGAGAAGGCACAGGCCGAUGGCAGGAACAAGAUCAAACUCAAAGAUCAUGAAACAACGACUGAUGCUGAUAAUGAUGACGGCUGGUACGACACUGAUGGCGAACACGGCGUUUCCAGUGGCGAAGAAGGUGGCCUGGCUUAUGGCCGACGUGCUUCGCCGGCACAGAGUAAAGACUCUGUCAUUGAAGAAGGUGGCUGGUGGCCAUGGAGCACACCUACCAAGUCUUCAAGAGGAAGUCGUCCACGGCGAGCCGAGCAGGACACACCAUCCCGGAUCAAUCCAAUGACGGCAGCAGCUAUCGGUGCUGGCGUUGCCGACAUUGCAGCCAACACGAUGGCCCACCGUGACCAAUCUCGGAACCAUAGGGACGCAUCUCAACCCAUGCAAGAGAUCGAACCGAUACCCGCCAGCGAUUUCGUACCGCCAAGUAGUUCUCAGCCGUCACGCAGCGCCAGUGGCCAGUACAUCUCAACUAGAGACCAAGUUCCUCUACAGCAACCGCAACCUGUCGUACCUCUACCUCUGGUAGCUGGCGCGUUGGCCGACGGAGCCCGCGAUGAGAGACGAACGGCUGUCCAGGACUACGAGAGUCGACGACGACGAAGGCGGGACUCGAGUCCGGCCAAAAUGCCUUCCCAAAGUAGCCGAGUGGGCUUUGAUGUUCCAGACAAAGCAUCGCGGAAGCCACGUGAGGACUCUCGAGAACGCACACGGCAAGAGAAGAAAGAGCGGCGACGCACUGUCGACUUCUCGGAGCUUGCUAAUGACGACGAGAAGAGAGCCGCUCGUGAAGCCGAGAUUGAAGCCGAACUGCAGAGACUUUAUGACGAAGACCGUCGCCGAGCAGCAGAAAAGAAGCGCGAAAAAGCAAUCACGACUGCCGCCGCGGUAGCCGUUGGAGCCUCAGUCGCCGCGGCUUCGGCCAUUAGCAAGAAGCCUCGUGAAAGCUCAAGCGAGCGCGAACGCCCGACUGCUCGUAAAUCAAGCAUGAAAAAGACCACCCGAGAUGCCGGUGAACCACAACCUGCCGAAAGUCAACAAGAGCGCAUCGCUCGCAUGGCUGCACAGCGGGUGAGAUCCACCUCUCCAGCCCACUCUGUUGAGCACGAAAGCUACAGCGACUACUUUGUACCCAAAGAGCUUGCCGAGCAGAUUCAGGAACACAAUCUGGAGUCAGCAGCACGGAACGAACACCACGAUCAUGACGUUGUGGAAAUUGCACCGGGUGGCGAGCAUCUUGGACCUUUUGAGAAGUUCAACUACGCCAUCUUUGGUACCGAACCGCACCACGAUCCGCUCGAUCAUCCAUGGGCUAUUCCCACGCUAGCACUUGUUGAGCCAACACCUCCAGUGAGUCGCAAUACCAGCAGGGCCGCAAGUCCUGCCGUCAGGUCUCCUGCUACGUCGCCUGUUAAGGACAAAGACGUCCCUGCCGCAGUAGAUGCGGACGUGAACGCAGAUAUCGGAGAACCGCUUGAGCGCAGAGGCUCCAAGGUGAAGUGGGGCGACCACGAUACCUACGUCUAUGAGGUCAUCACACCAGAGUAUGAGAGGUCGAGCUACAUGCCUGAGUCUCCUGAGGAAGCCCGCCCUUCUGAUGCUGUACGCAAUGCCGCCGCGGCCGCGGCGUCGGCGGCGGCAGCAGCCGCAAUGUCGAAGUCUGUGAGCAAGGAGAGGAAGCCAAGUAAGCUCAGUCGUGUGCAGAACCUCGCAGACGGCGAUGGGGAGACUGGCGAAAAGACUUCUCGUAACAUCCCAGCCGUCGAAGAGAUGAGUCCUCAACAGCGCGAACAUCUCUCGAAGGGCGGAGACUUUGGUGAUAUGCCAGGAACAUUUGAUAGGUCAUCAACUGCUGAUGAUGAGGAGAAAGAACGUCAACAAGCGGCGGCUCGCGAAGCCACACUUGCCAGGAUUCGUGGCAUCGCCAAGAAUGCCAUGGACUCGCGACGGAAGCCAAUUGAUGGCCAGCCUGCCGACGUCGCCGAGCUCACAGGAAGGGGAAGCAGGAGCGAGCGUCGUCGCAGUGAGCGUGCUGGGACAAUUCAGGACACAGUCCAAGGGGAUCCACCCCCAGCAACGUCCGACAGCCAUGUGCCGUCCGCAGGUGUAUUUGAUUAUCUCGUGGACGAGGACGGUCAACCUCUGCGUCCAGCCUCUGCUCUUCAGUACGAGGGCUCUGGAGUUUCAAAUCGGACGCCCAUCGAGCACGAGCGGGUCAGGCCUCGCGCGCAUGCCGAGUCGGAACGUGACAAGACUCGCGAAGAGGAUGGUGCAUUCUCAAAGCCAAAACGAGCAAGUACGUUUGGUGAAUACGCUUCGGAUGAGAAGCAGAACUCGAAAGGGAGGUCUGCUUAUUCGUCUGAUCCAGAAGAUCGAGAACGUUCUCGAGAGCGAUCCCGGGACGGCGACAAGCGUGCUUCGAAGAGCGACGUUGGCUUCGGUACUACUGCUGCCGUGGCCGCCGGGACUGCAGCAGCCAGCCUGGCUGCCAUUGCCGCCCAAGCCAGUAAUGCGUCAGACAAGAAGACUAAGCGUCGAUCAAAGCGUGAAGACGACAUCAUUGGUGAUGAUGAUGCUGAUUCCGUAAUCAGCAGUCCGGCAAGCAGAGACGAUGACAAGAAGUCUCGCAGACGUUCCAAGCGCGACUCAGAAAUCUUCGACGACGAUGAUCGAUCUGUGACAAGUUCAACGGCGGACUCCAGCUCUCGCAAGAAAAGUAAGGACAAGAAAGAAGAGAAACGCUCCAGCGGCAUCUUCGGCAGCAUCUUCGGAGGAUCAAAGAGUGACACGAGUACAACGAGCAAGAAAAGUUCGAAGUCGGCCAAAUCUGACAGCAAAUCCGCAAAGGAUGAUGACGAAGGUAAACAGCGGAAGCGCCGCUCAAAAGGAGAAGAUUCCUUUGAUGUUGAGCCAGCUCCUUACAGCCGCAGCGUGCACGAAGAGGACGAGAAAGAUGAUUCUUCAUACCGACCAUCAAGAGAUCAGAGUGUAGACGAUGGCUUUGUCUCGGCCGACGAGCACAGAGCUGUAGCAUCAUCACAAGAUCACGAGGAGCCGUCUUUUUUAGCGGAGCGCCCCGAAAUGCCACCUCAACGACCAACGGAUACUCCAAUGGCCACAGAUAAGGAUGGUGUCUCGGGGCCCACAGUCACUACCGAACGCGACCUACAGCUCGAGACACCUCCAGGUGAUGCAGAAACUGCCACGCAGACACCGGUGUCCAAUCGAGCCCGCCCUGUGGCCGCGCUGAGAACCAGUGAGCUUGGCAAUGUGCCAGGUGUGGCUUCUCCCACAGCUGUGCCAAUCUCCUUCAGACGUCCGCCGCCUACAAGUCCAGCCACACCACGCGCCUUCUUCAGCUCCCCAAUCCCGAGUCCUCAAUCUCCUCUCAAUACGCCACGUACACGACAAGGACGACCUAAGAGCACCGAAUUCCGGUCUACCGAGUUCCGGCCGCUGUUCCUUGUAGAGAAAUCGAGAUCAGAGAAGACGCCCAUCCCAGAGGUUGAGGAAGACCUACCUUCACUUCCAUCGAGUCGCACAACCUCUGCACGUGCAUCUUUCGAGGAUCUGCGAGGCGCAGCCGAACAACAAGACCAUGUCGGUCUCGAGUCCCGAAGGCCUAAGAACGAAGAUCGACCCCGCCGUCACAGUGCUUCAUGGUGGGACGAUGAGACCACCAAGCGCAGGCAAUCUCCUGAUUAUCUCGACUCUCGAGCUGCAACGCCCGUGCCAAUCAAUGUUCAGCGCAAGCGUGAAGAACAGCAGCAGCGUGAGCAACGAGAACGAAGAGGACGGGACCGCCUCGCGGAUAGACCAGAGCUCAAGUAUGAGUUUCAUUCACCCAGUGAGCUCCUGCAGGAUCCAGCCACACUCGCUGAGACGACUGGAGCCGAAGUGCCCGAAGAAGUGCCGAGAGUCGGUAGUCCACUGCCCAGCGUUGCAAGCACGGAAGACUUCAUGAGUGCAACUGAAGGCCCUCAUAGCGAGCGCAGCCGCUCCCGGUCUAGAUCUGGGUCGAGGGGUCGUCGUGACACAAUCACAGCAGCUGGCCUGGGUGUCGGUCUCGGCGCUUUGGGUGCUUAUGGUGCCAGUGAGUGGCUGGCCCAGCGUGAGCCCGGCCGAAAUGACGAGCACGUAAUCACAGAGGACAAUGACAUGUAUGGCGAAGACACGCAUGAGGCGCGACCCGGAGAGAUACAGCCACGUACAAUUGCACCGGAGCAUGAGCAGAUGGCCCAGAAGAGGAUGCCAGAAGGUCCUGGCUUUGAUGGUGUCCCCAGCGAGUCUGUAACGGCAGAUGCGCAAGAAGACCGGAUUGCGCCAGUCCCUGGCAAGAAGUCGAAGAAAAGCAAGGAGAAGACGACAGAUAACGCCAAUUCUGCUGGAGCUGAAAUGAAGCAGGACAUUGCCGCUGAAAUUCCGAUCACAGUCACAGAAGCAACGCCAGCCGAAGACUUCGCAGAGGCUGAUGAAUGGAACUUUCCUACGACAAGCAAGAAGGGUAAGAAGUCCAAGAAAUCCAAGAAGGCAACGCCUGCUCCACUCGACAUAGCCACGGCAGAGGCCAAAGACGAAGAAGGCCACCGCGCCAUUGACGACGAUGAUGUGCCAUUGACAGCUGUACCUUCGUUGACGCCGGACAGCCAACUCGCGCCACACGAGCUUGACAUUGAUCGAUCUGUUGGACCCACAUCACCGAUAGAUCAACAGACUCCUGCGCCAUCGGAUGAACCUACAACACUAGACGAAUUUCGUGACCGGGAUGCCUUCCCCUUCGAUACAUUGCCUGCGAAUGAGACCAUUUCUGCCAAUCCCGAGAACGCUGCCGAUCGCACAGAAGAGUCCCAUUUGGACCUCACUCCUUCUCUGGAAGAGACCAACAAGCCACACGACACGCAUGGCGCUUUCGAGGAAGCAUUCGAGCGCGCUGUCCGCGCUCGCGGUCUCAGCAAUGCUUCCAGUCGUGAAGAAGCGCACAAUGCGUUUCUGCCGAAACACGACAACGCAACCCAAUCCUCGUUGACAGAGACAUCGCCUGCUCUCGACGAACAGAGUGAGCGCGUCAGCGGCAGCCCUGGUGCCGGAAGCGCCGACCACAUUGAACAAGCGCAGCCCGCCUGGGAUGAUGGUUUCUCCACUACGAAAAAGUCCAAGAAAGAGAAGCGUAAAAGCAAACUGCGCGAGAGCGUUCACUUCGAUGAUUUCGUUGAAGCGUCUCCAGCUCACGAUUCUGGUGUAUUGAUCCCAGUCGACGCCACUGCUGAGUCGAUAGAGCUCGACGAUACCCAGUCCGGCCUCAAGUCAGCUGCAGAGCUUAUAGAGGCGCCUGUCGAGGCAAACGAAGAGGAAUGGGCACCUCUCUCGAAGAAAGACAAGAAGAAAAAGAAGAAGCAGAGCCGAGCUCUGGAUUUCUCCGAAUCAGCUCAGCCUUUCGAAGAACCGAUUGCAAGUCCCUUUACAGCCACACCGGAUGCUGUUGACCAAAAAUCCGCUGAUCUGGUCGACGAUCAUGCGGCGACCACCGAAGAAAUGGCGCGUCGUGUCGACGACAACGAUGCAGAACGCGCUCCUGCUGCUUCCGAUGGAGACGAGUCAAAGCUGGAUCAGGAUGGCGCUGCUCAACUUGAAUCGAAUGGCGCCAGGCUCGACGCCAGCGCUGCAGAUACGAUCCACGACGUGCAGCAGACCACAAAUGAUCCUGCAGACCACAUAGCAGAGAUUGAACCUAUGGAAACAUCUACACAAGCAUCUGUGGGCGACGAGGAGUCGGCAUGGGCGCCUCAGCCGUCCAAGAAGGAGAAGAAAAGGAUGAAAAAGCAGAGGAGGCAAGCAUUCGACUUUGACGAGCCGAGCGACAUCGUCGAGGAAGCUCCAGCACACACCGCGCUCAUCGACUCCGGCGCUGACGUUGUCGCCGAUCCAGACAACGAAUAUGGUGUGCCGUCGAUGUCAAAAGGCAAGAAGAGCAAGAAGGACAAGAAGCGCAACGAUACAUCGUCGACGUGGUCAGAUAGUAUGUACGGAGCGGCCGUGGCAACCGCGGCUGUAGCAGGUGGGACUGCUGCGAUGGCGAAAACAAAAGACGACGAUGAGGUGACACAGCCCGAGAUAACCGAAAACGAUGCUCUCUCAGGUGAUAUCGCAGACGAUGCCAAGCAGCAUGUGGAUCCUUCCAGAGACCAGCGACAAGAUGAAUUCCUGACAGCAGACAUCGAUGCACCGGAAAAGGCAUCUUUGACAUCAACGGUACCUUCAGCAGCCAUUGACAGCGAUGUCUUGAAUGAAGAGUCAGAGACUGUCGACGAGAACGCCAGGCCUUCAAACGAACCUGCCAUUGAACCUGCAGAGGACGAGUGGGCUUUCCCUGUCAAGAAAUCCAAGAAAGACAAACGCCGCGACAAGAAGCGCGUUCCGACCUUUGAUGAAAUUGCUGAGCCUUCUGCUGUUUCCGACACUCUCACGACGAUCGAACAACCUACUGAGGCGCCACUUGGUGAUGACCCAGUCGUGGAGCGCUCUGCUUCGCCCCUCGACGAGACCAUGAAGUCAGAAUCUGCACAUUUGUCGGCAGUCAACGAGGGAUCCACGCUGCAGGCGGAUCCUGAGAGCUCGACGAUGGACAAUGUGUCAAACCCCUCAAUUGAUCACGCCCUAGUGCCAUCGGAGACGCCGAUCGAGGAAGCAGCAGAAGACUUCGCGUGGGCGCCAACCAAGAAGUCAAAGAAGGACAAGAAGAAAGCUAAGCGUCAAUCAAAUGUUGACCUGAGCGAAGAAGUCGCACAGCCCGAAACUGAGAAGUCUUCUCCAGCCGAUGGUGGCACCGCUCCUGUUGUUGAGGACACGCCGAACUCGACUCUCGGAGUCUUGGUAGUAGACAGUAAUGUCACGCCAGCAGAAGCAGUUGAGGUCGAAGCAGCUGGCGACGAUGCAUGGGCCCCAACCAAAAAGUCGAAGAAAGACAAGAAGAAAAUUAAGCGUCAAUCAACGGUCGACUGGGACGCAGAGCCGCUCGAAUCAGCAGAAACUGCUCCCACUAGCGAAGAACCCGGCACUGUCGCUGCAGAUGAUACCAUCGUGCAGCCCAGCAACGCAGGGCCCGAGGCAGACCCAGUUGAAGCACCACCGGACGAGACAUCCCAAAUGGAAGAACCGGUAGUCGAAGCAGCGCCUAUCGCCGAAGACUUUGCUUGGUCACAGACAUCAGCGAAGAGAAGUAAGAAAGACAAGAAAAAGCGCAAGAGUGUUGCCUUCGAAGACUGGACCGAGGAUGCGUCGACUCCGUCGGCGGCUGACCCUCCCGUCGAUAUUCCACAGGAGCCCCUGACCGAAGUCCUACACGAAUCUGGUGCUGCCGAAGCAGCUUCACUGUUGCCGGAGAUACAGGACGAAAUCAAUGCUCGUGCCCUCACCGAGGGUCAAGCGGAGAUGAACAAGCGUGGUGACGAAGUUGUAACGCAAUUGCAGCCGCCUUCAGUUGAAGAGGCUGAAAAUACCGAGGCGAGGAUGAUGGAGACUGCGCAGCACGACCCGGUCCAGCAAGAACGUACAGAGCAGGACGAAAUCAACACAAACGCACUCAUGGAAGGUCAAGCGGAGAUCGAGAAACAAGAUAACAUCGUCGACGUAGCGCCUCACGCACCUUCUCGCGAAGAACUCGAAAAUGUAGAGGCAGACAUGAUCAGGACUGUACAGGAGGAUCCUAAUCAGCCUGACAUCGGACAACUGGACCAGUCUUCGGCACAACUUCCUAAGGUCGUCGGUGCAGCAGAUCGCGACAUCGAAAGUGCUGCGGCUCCAGCUGAAGACGAGGAAUGGGCUCUUCCUGCAACAGGGAAGAAAGAGAAGAAAAAGAAGAAACGUGCCUCGACGUUCGAUUUUACUGAAGAGCCUAUAAAGACAGCACCUUCUGAGCCCACGAUUGAUCCUGCUGCUGCCACUGAACGCAACGAACCUGAGAUGGUUGAGGAUGUUGACUGGGAUAUCGCUCUUUCGAGCAAAGAACGCAAGAAGCAGAGAAAAGCUCUCGAGCUAGCCGGAAAGUGGCCGCCCAUGAAGCGGCGAGAGACAUUGCCUGAUGCAGCCACGGAGAAGUCUGGCGAGGAUCCAAUUGAAGAGCCCGCCCCUGAGCCUGAAGUCACCACUGAAAACGAUGUACCGAAACCCUUGCAAGACUCAGCGUUGGAAUCAGUCGAGAUGGUCGAAGAUACUGACUGGGAUCUUAAUCUGUCCUCGAAGGAAAAGAAGCGGAAGAAGAAGGACCUUCAAUCUGCAGGAAAUUGGCCGCCAAUGAAGCCAAAAGACGUCAGCUCAGCUAGUGCAGACUCGGCAGCUACACCUCCUGCCCAAGUUACUGAGGACAAUGAGAUGCCCAUUCCCGCAGAAGCCACAGGGGAGAUUGUGCCAUUGCCAGAAGCCUCCACUGACCCUCUCAUGGUCGAGACUCUCGAUGAACAAAAUCCUCCUGAUGCAGAUGACUGGGCUCUGCCUUUGAAGAAGAGCAAGAAAGACAAGAAGAAAGCUAAGCGUGGAUCUGCCAUCGAUGACUUCAACGAUUCGGCGCCAGCUGCUUCGACGACAGAGUCCACAAGUCAUGCCACGGACCUUGCGCCCGAACAAGCCGCUGAAGUCCCUACAACUGUCGAGGAUACGCUCGACCAUGAUCGGCCUGGAGAAGAGCUCACCCGUGACGCUGAUCCCGAGCAGCAAGUCGCUGAAGACGAGUGGAAUCUGCCAGGUUCAUCGAAGAAAUCGAAGAAAGACAAGAAGAAGAAACGUGCCACGACCUUUGAUUGGGACGCUUCCGCUGCCACGCCACUGCCUGAGGCAGCAUCUGAUGAACAUGCGCCAACAGCCGCGACCGAAAUUGAAUUGCCACUGGAGGGAUCUGUUGUGCCUGAACUUCCGCGGGAGGAUGGGGAAUUGGCUGCCAAUACGAUCGCCCCCGAGACAUCGAAAGGGGUCCUUGAGAGUACGGCGAACCUCACGACCGGCCCUGACGGGCCUCUCAGCUCUACGGGCAUGGAUCGGGAGGUCCCCGAGUCAGGAGCCGACAAUUUCGCCGAUGCUGCAACCACCGAAACUAUUCUCAACGCCGCCGAUUCAAUUGAUGCUCCCGAGCGGCCUCCAACUCAUCUCGAUGAACGUACGGCGGUAGCAAAUCGGGAAGACAACGUACCAGACGUCUCGGCACACGACGCCGCCGACCGGAGCAUUCCUGCCGCCAUCGUAUCCGAAGCGCUCGGCCGCGAGGGCUCCAAAGAUGCUAUGGCUGAUGAUGACCGGAGUCUCUUGCCGGACAAGAAAUCGGGGCCAGACCAACUUGCCGAAGCAACUCCGUCCGCAAUUGGUGAAGAUGAAGCCAUUGUAUCAUCAAAAGCCACGGAACUCGAGCCAGGCCCGCGACUCCAAGAGCUGGACGUGGAUGAUAUCGGCCAUGCAGAGCGCCCUGCGCUGAACGUUGAUGCCGACACCGAAGAGCCAGAGCAAGAAGACGACACGUGGGGCUUCACCACCAGUAAGAAGUCAAAACGGGACAAGAAGAAGAAGAAGCGGACUCCUACUUUCGACUUUGACGAACCUGUCGAAGCGUCCGUUCCUCACGUCGAAGCUAGCGCAAAGAACGAGGCGCUGACUGAGUCGUCAGUGAACCGCGAUGUCGGUCUUGAUUCGCCCUUGGCGGGACCAAUGCUCGAGGGCGACGAUGGCCAUUCACUCGAGGGACCGCAUUCUCUACCGUCUGCGACCCCGGCAGUCCAGACUGCUGACGAAUCAGCUGCUGAUAAGACGGUGCCUAGCGUGGUCACGGAACCGGAAGUGGAAGAUGAUUGGGGCUUUCCUCUUUCUAAAAAGAAGAGCAAAAAGGACAAGAAGCAGAAAAGCGCCAGCACCAAUUCGCUCGCGGACCCGGAUGCCACGCCAGCUUCACUCGGUGAUGCACAAGUUCAACCUGACGGGCGAGCAAUUGACGACGCUGCGCUGACAGUCGAGCCUCAGUCUGUGAUAGAGACAGAUGACCUCGACCGCGUGUCGGGCCAGGGUGUGGAAGCCGUCGACGACGAUUUCGAAAGCCUCAGCAAAAAGGACAAGAAGAAUAAGAAAAAGAAGCGCGGCUCGACCUUCAUGUUUGAUGACCUUGACGAGCCCACUGCCGGAGCCCGUACUGAUGAGCUUCCGAAGUCGAUGCAGCUCCCUGCGGAGGACACCCAGCACAACGUCGAAGAUGACGCAUCCACAACGCAGUUGCAAGAACCCGACAGUACUCAGAUUGAUGAAGGAGGAGUCUCUGCUCGUCGCCGAGACUCCAUCGCUGCUGAAGCCAAGCCUGUCGACGCUGGCGAUAAUGCCUCAGCACCUGGACCAGUGCCGCAAUUUGUCGAAGACACUGACUGGGAUCUUGGUCUCAGUUCAAAGGAGCGCAAAAAGAAAGAAAAGCAACUACGUAGUAGCGGUCAGUGGCCACCCAUGCGGGCUCUGGCAAUGCCUGACGAAGCCGAGAGCAUUGGCCAGCAAUCAGCGAUUGACUCCGUCCCGAUGGAUGAGUCCCAGCAGCCAGAAGUCGAAAUGGUCGAAGACACAGAAUGGGACCUUGGUCUCAGUUCAAAGGAGCGCAAAAAGAAAGAAAAGCAGCUUCGUAGCAGCGGCCAAUGGCCGCCCAUGCGAGCUCUGGAAAUGCCCAUUGAACCGGCCCAAAAACCAGCGCCUGACUCCGUCAUGGCAGAUCAUACCCAACAGCCAGAAGUCGACAUGGUCGAAGACACGGAAUGGGACUUUGGCCUCAACAAUAAAGAGCGCAAGCGCAAGAGAGAGCAGCUGAAGGCGGACGGCAAUUGGCCGCCAAUGAGAGCUGUCGAGCGAUCAGAGCAGGUUCAGUCCGCUGCUUUGCCAGCACAGCAGAUCAUCUCAGAAGAGGAGCAAUCUUCAAGUCUUCCGAUUGCCUCAGAGCUCGAUAGUUUCGGCAAGCCCGGCAGCAUGGAUUGGACCAUUUCCGAGAAGCAAGACAAGAAGUCGAAAAAGAAAAAGAAGCGUGGUUCUGCCUUUGAUUGGAAUGAUGACACACCUACAUCGGGAGUGGAGUCAGGCAUGAUAACGCCAGCAGUCGCCGAGUCUCACGAGAAGUCAAUGAUUGAUGCUGUUGAUGGAACUUUCGCAGCGGGAGCAGCAGCAAUGGUAGCUGGGCUGCCAACAUAUGACAUAGACAAUGAGCACAUCGCUCGUGAAAUCGAGGCUGAUGAACCACAACCUUCGAUGGCGGACACCGACGAUUGGGCCCUCCCGGCUCGAAAGGCCAGCAAGAAAGACAAGAAAAAGCGCAAACAAGUUCCCGGUGCUUUCGAAGACUCAGGCACGGCAACUCCCUCCACCCCGAUGGAGCUCGAAGAGCAGGCCACAACUGCUGCCGUCGACGCAGAUGCCGACAAAGGUCCACGACCACGCGAGCGAUCCGUUGCGGAGGCAUUUGAUGAUGUCCUGCUCAUGGACAAUCUGCAGCGAGAUCGAAGUGCCCAAAGCCACGAACGAUGGGCACUCGAGGAUGAGUUCAUGAGCGGCGAAACACCUCGUCAUGAUCUGGUCGAUGAUGGCGAGAUGGUCGCCGACUCGUCAGAAACCGCUGACCAUCAAAAAAGGACCAUUGCGCUUGCACCACAAAUCUCUGAGAACUUUGCAGGAGCGACCCAGGAAGUCGAUGGGCAAGCAACAACAGACACACCAUCUGCUCACGACCCAAUGUCCGAGGUUGAGCGGGUCCUAUCAACGACCACGACAGAAUCGAAGAAGGACAGAAAGGAGAAGGGCCAGUCGACUUCGGUGGGCGAACUUUUCGACGAAGCAACACCGACGGCUCCGAUAGAAAUCAUGGCUUCUCCUGUCGAACCUACCUCUACCUCCGCAAGCGCGCCCGAGACGGAGACGACUCGCGGCGAGCCGCUUGAAUACGGCCUUGCUGAAGAUGGCUCUUGGGACGAUGCCUCAAGCCAAUCGAAAGUGAAGAAGUCGAAGCGACGAUCGAGCGAGGAUCUCUUCGAGACGCAACAACGAGGGCCGUCCUCCCACACCCAGACAGAGGUAGCACAUGAAAGUAUUAUGCCAAUCUUUGGAACUUUAGCGGCUACUGCAGGUGCAGCAGCGCUCGCGUCAGACGACAGAGAUCGAUUGCGUGAAGGUAAAGAAGAUGUCUCACGCGCAUCAUUAAGCAAGAAGUCGAAAAAGGAGAAGAAAAAGAAUCGUCAAGCUGAAUUCUAUGAACCCGGAAAUUUGUCCGGCCAUGCAGCAGAAGCGAGUGACGACGAUGAAUCGCGUGCUGCAGACAAUCAUGCAGACUUGCCAGCCGAUGAGCGUCAAGACCGCAUGCCUGGCGACCUAGAGCAAGAAGAGGUCCAAGAGUACGGUCAGGCAGGAUCUUCCGAAAAUGACCAACGAAGAAAUCGAUCAACCGAGUUCUACGAGCAAGCUGACACGAUGGAUGUUGACAACUUCGAUGCCAGAGCACGUUCGCAGGACUUAUAUGCCGAUACGGCUCCAAAUGAGCCGCUGGCAGAUGCCGAUCAGUAUGACGCAUAUGGCUUCAGACCGCCCAAGAAAUCCAAAAAGGGCAAGAGAAAGAAGCGCGACUCGAAUUACGAUGACGAAAUCGGCGAGGAUAUCGCUGCGCCAAAGCCAGUGAGCUACGACAUAUCUCAAGAUAAAGACCUGCCCUACGUUCCAACACCACCCCCAGCGAUUGCAGAAGACUCUGGUCCCGAGCUUGUGAGCUCUCCACAAGGCAUUGAGCACGAGAUCUUCCAAGACUACGAAGCGUCACCAGAACCGGGCAUCGCCCAUACAGACACCAAACAGGAGGUCGAUGAUUGGUACACGUCCACAUCAAAGUCGAGGAAAAGUAAGAACAAGACUGACAGCCUCAGCUUCCGUCGCGCUGACACUGUCGACAAUAUCACGUCCAUGUACGGCGAUCAAGCUAGCCCUCGCUCCAAGCCCAGCCAAUCGGAGGAUUCAGCCUGGGGCGGCGGGCGUCAUAGGUCAAACAAGGACAAGAAGAAGAGUAAGGCGCCGAUCGUGUGGGAGGAAGAGACACCAUCACUGGAUUCUCCAUCAAAGCGAGCCGCUGCCGAGGAAGUGGCCGAUGACUGGUACUCGGCAAGUCCAACAAGCAAGAAGAGUGGGAAAGGCAAGCGUUCAUCUCGGUCUGAUCAUUCUCUUCCGGACGAUUCCAGUCCUGUCGAAGCUUGGUCAAAAACAGUCAAGCGAGCCACAUCUGGCGGAUCAUUGCGCGAAAGCGAUGGUUCAGAAGUCAGUGCCAGCACACGUGAACGGCGGCGCAGACGUCGACAGUCCCCAAUCCAACAGGACUGGGCUGGUGAGGAACCGCCAGACUUGCCGCGAGACCGUGCCUUGACUCCGCCACCGGAGAGGGAUGAUGUGUUCGACACUGCUCUCGGUGUGGCUACAGCAAUCGGUUUCGGUGCAGGAAGUCAAGCCACCGAGCAACGUGACGCCAAGUCACGCCAUCGCGAUAUGCCUCAAGACGAACCUAGCUGUUCCUUCGCAGACGUGAAGCCGGCGAGAAGAGAUCUCAUGGCAGACGUGAAUCGUGAUAGCGGAGUUCAAUUUGAGUCACCUAUUGUUGGCACAGCAGAGGAGUCAGUUCGAGACAGCGGCUACGGCCAUGAUUGGGAGCGUGACCCAAGUCAUCGAGAACAUCUGAGACCUGUCCGACCGCAGUCACCCACGAGCUCGAGUGAAGAUGUUCGGCGACAUGUCUCUGCCAGAGAACAUGCUACACUGGGCAGAGACUAUGACCAGCCAUAUUCGCCGGAUCCCAUUCAGUCAACGUCAAAGGAUCGCUCGUCAGUGGUUUUCAAGUCUUCGCCUACCGCUCCAGGCUCUACACCACGAGUAUCUCAGAUCGACACAUCGAUAAGACGAUUGCACUCACCCGACGGCCUGCACCGUUCUCCGAGUGUUCACGGCCCACAUUCGUCUCGCGAUGGUUCGGUCCACCGCUCACUCGACAGCCGCUUGCCAGGCUCGCCUCUGGCUUCCAACCUAAUCGACCGAGCCUCGAUGUCUGGAGUCGAUCGCACGGUCUUCUCUCCUUCGCCAACAUCGACAAGUUAUCCUCGCUCCCCACCAAAGUCGCCGUUGCAUUCGAUCCCAGAAGACGGCUCUCAAUCUCACACUGACAACCUGACGAAAGCAGCUGUUGUGACGGGCAUUGGUGGUGUCCUUGGAGCAGCCGCGCUGGCCUCGGCACGUGACUCGAGUAGCUCCAAAACUCUUGGCAGAUCGAAGUCGCGGACCUCGAGUCUGCGCAACCUGCGCGGAAGCUUGACUUCACCAAUUUACGAGCCGAACACUGGCUCAUCGACACCGCGCAAUAUUGCGCAUGAUCGCACUGACGACGGCGGCAGAGCUGCCGCCGUGAGCCGUAACAUGGCUGAUUUCGAUGGCUAUGGGCACCGUCCCGCGAGCCCUAUGUCGCCGACGCGGCCUCCUUCGAUCACGAAGCGUCGAAGCAUGCAACAGAUCCAAGAUCUCCAGACACGCCUCGAACAAUUGGCCGACGAGAACCGCAGCCUUGCCGAAGCUAAGAUUACGGCAGAGCGACAUCUUGAAGAGUUCCACUUGGACCAGCACAAGAGUGAAUAUGCGACGCAAGAAGCACUUCGCACUGCAGAGGCGCAGUUGCGCGAACGUGAUGAGAACAUUAUCAAACUGCAGAGUGAGAUUGCUGGAAUGGCGCAAUUGCAUCAAUCAAGUCGUGGCGGCUUCGAAGGAGAAGAGGACAGUCGUGAGCUUGAAGCGCUGAGAGCGCAGCACACCGAGCUCUCGCAGGGCAUGGACAGCAUUAUUCGACACGAGAUCGACGCAGCAAUGAUGCAGAAGAAUGCUGAAGUGGAACGACUGCAGCGUGAACUGGCUGCCGCAAAGGAAGAGAUCCGUGAGCUGCAGAGCCAAAUUCUCGCGAGAGGUGUGGGCAGCAACGCGGAUGAUGGCAUCGUGGACUUUAAAGACGAGGACUACUUCGAUGCCGCUUGCCAACAACUCUGUCAACACGUACAACAGUGGGUGCUCCGCUUCAGUAAGCACAGCGACAAUCGCGUCUGCCGGAGAACAGAUGAAGUCCGCGAUGAGAAGAUCGUGGAUCGUUUCGAUAACGCCAUACUCGACGGCUCAGAUGUCGACAUCUACCUUGCCGACCGCGUGCGGCGGCGCGAUGUGUUCAUGAGCGUUGUCAUGACCAUGAUCUGGGAGUAUGUCUUCACACGCUACCUUUUCGGCAUGGAUCGCGACCAGCGGCAGAAACUCAAGCAGCUGGAGAAGAACCUUUCAGAGGUGGGACCCGUCAGCAGCGUCAAUCGUUGGAGAUCCAUCACCCUCAGCAUGCUCAGCAAGCGCGGACAGUUCAAGAGCCAAUGCGACAACGACACCGAGGCAGUUGCGAUUGAGGUCUACAAUACGCUCAGCAAGUUCUUGCCGCCGCCAAAUGAGGUUCAAAAUACAAUUGUGGACAGCCUGCUGAGUGUGAUGCGCAAAGCCGUCGACUUGUCGGUGGAAAUGCGCUGCCAGAAGCAGGAGUACUUGAUGCUUCCACCGCUACAACCGGAGUAUGACACGAACGGCGAUUUGGCGCAAAAGGUCUACUUCAAGGCGGCCCUUAUGAAUGAGCGCUCAGGUGAGACGAGAGACAACGGAGAAUUGGAACGGGAUGGAGCAGUGGUCAGGAUGGUGCUAUUCCCAUUGGUCGUCAGCAAGGCGCUGAUCAAGGACGAAGAUGAUGGGGAAGAGCGGGAGGAGGAAGUCGUGGUCUGUCCUGCACAGGUUUUGGUGGCAAGGGAGGAUGCGAGGAGGAGCAAAAGUCGGCAGAGCGCCGGCACGGCGAGGAGCGCCUCGCAGAGAGUGAUGAGCAUGGAUGCAAAGAGUACUGGGAGUUUGAUGAGUGGCGUUGAGGCCGCACCUGCGACACAUACGGCUGCGACUGGUGCAGGCGGUGUGUUUUGA
This is a messenger RNA of Cyphellophora attinorum, 18201 nucleotides long. RefSeq lists its product as uncharacterized. The record is from RefSeq and is a predicted model, not a curated record. The transcript is spliced from 3 exons. The coding region runs from base 1 to 18201 and encodes 6066 amino acids. Lineage: Eukaryota; Fungi; Ascomycota; Eurotiomycetes; Chaetothyriales; Cyphellophoraceae.